Messenger RNA from Knipowitschia caucasica, 963 nucleotides. The record is from the annotation of a GenBank genome assembly. NCBI's taxonomy places the organism in Eukaryota, Metazoa, Chordata, Actinopteri, Gobiiformes, Gobiidae.
AUGGGGGCUCUCACUGUGGUGGGGUAUGUCUUCUACAGAUUCUCCCAAACUCUCCCCGCUCUGAUCAGAUGGCCGAUCCGCCUCUUCUGCUCUUUAACUGGUCUGUCCACUCUCUGGGGCUGGGUCACUCGUCUCGUUGGAACUCUCCGAAUCAUCAAGACUCUAUACAAAUGGAUGUCGCAGUUAUGGCACUUUCUAGUCCGGAUUUCCUCCAAAUUCGGCUGGAUCUCACGCAUCACAGGCACAUCUGACGACGACCUGUCAGAGCUUCACGCUCUCCGGAUCGUGCUCCUCAGACCGGCGGACGGGCGAGCGAGCGGCCUGGCUGACUUCCUGCUGGGUCCUGUGCCCUCAACAACAACAACAACAGACUCUGCCCCAGAUCCACACUUAUUACAAACCUCCAAACGCACCAUCGCUCUGAGCUCGGGCGAGAUCACCGUCGUCGACACCCCGGCUCUCCCAGGCCUCACCCUGGACGAGGGGAGCAGGGCCCGCCAAGCUCUGAGGGGCCUCCAGCUCAGCAGCCCUGGUCCUCACGCCUUCAUAGUUGAGACCCCCAUCGCCACCACAGACCUGCACCAAGACCUGAACCGCCUCGCCCAGGCCUCCGCCGACGUCUACGGCAGCGAACUCACCGACUUCAUGAUUCCUGUGGUCACCCAUAAGCACAGUCUGAGCCGGCGGAGGAUAGAGGACCUGCUCCACGCUCAGCCGGGGAGCCACAGACGGGGGCCCCUGCUCUGUCCACACAGACCGGAGGCCGUGAACGUUAGCAUGGAACGCACGGCGGACGAUGUGAACGCGGCGCGGGUCGGUUUGCUGAAGCGCGUUCUGCAGAUGAAGAAGACGAAGGGCUGUUUUAUCCACGAGUUGCAGAGGAGAGAGGAGCGAGCCAGAGAGGAGCUGCUGGACGCCAUGGCGACUGAGCUGGCGGCGAAACUCAGACACUGCACUGACUGA